Molecule: messenger RNA, 1953 nt
Organism: Microbotryum saponariae
Lineage: Eukaryota; Fungi; Basidiomycota; Microbotryomycetes; Microbotryales; Microbotryaceae
Source: the annotation of a GenBank genome assembly
AUGAUCGCCCUCACCUCGGACAGGAAGCGCACCGUCGCGCGGACAUGGACGGCUACAAUCUUAAUGAUGGUGCUGGCGAGCGACCUCGUCUCCGCCGCUGACCCUCUCUACAAGAGUAACUCGGGUCAAAAGUCAGUACCACACACCCAUCCAAUAAGGACCUAAGACCUCUAGCUGAUCCGAACCAAGAGAAAACUUUUUGCUUGCUCCCCCUACCCCCUGGAAACAGCUCGGCAUAUACCCCCGUCGCGGAGUACAAAAAGUACAGCGAGCACUGUGCGAUGAAACAGGUCGGUUCAUCCCGCGGGUGAAUCGUCAAACAGGCGAUGCAAUGCUAACCCCUCUUGCCCCUGCCUAGGUUCACCUCCUGCAGACCCCGGGCGCGCGCCAACCGGCCCCUAAUCCCUCAGCGUCGAUGCAAGCGACGCUAGCCAAAGUCAUCAACAAGACGCAUUACGCAAGGAGUGAGAUGGCUUUCCUUGCCAACUACACUUACAAUCUCGGCGACGAAGGAAGCUUGAUUCCUUUUGGCGCAAGCCAGUGAGUUUUCACCACACAAGUUGAUGACUACGGAUCGGGUUUUUUUCACCUUAGGCGGCUCCUUCGGACAGAAUUGGCAUGCUGAACUUGAAAUGCUUGGCGUGGGAUGGUUUUGUUCUUGUAGGUUGUACGAUGCAGGCUCCACCAUCGGCAAAAGGUACUGCUCCGGCCCUCUCGGAAAGGUGUUUUGUGGGACACCGUUCUUGCGCUCCUCGGUGGGUCCUCGUCCCGGCAUGUCUCUUUCCAUUGGUUGCUACCAAAUCAACGAGACCUAAAUUGUGCUCACCAUGCGUGGCCACCCAUCUUGAUACCAGUCUUCGACGAGGUUGCGCGAGUCAGCUGGCAAUUGGUCCGAAGGUUUCCUAUCAUCGCAGUAUACAAAGACCCCGAUCCAAACUUCGGUCAUCAUCUCCGAGACGAGCGACAGCCGCAACACACUCUCGAACAACUGCCCCAACUUGGUCAGCAUCGUUCCUGAUGCGCAGGACGAAUGGAGAGCGGUGUGGACUCCGGCUGUGGUACAGCGACUGCAGAGCGAAGAGAGCUACGGGUUGAACAGCACGGUCAGUCCCCGGUCGUAGGAGCGAGCGAAUUCUCACAGCACAUGAUACUAACCUCAAUAUGACUUUGCAGGACGUGCUCAACUUCGCCUACCUGUGUGCCUUUGAUUCGUACGCGAUCAAUGCCACCUCGCCCUUCUGUGGGCUGUUCAAAUCCUACGAAUGGGCCUACAUCGAGUACGACGGUGACCUCGACAAGUAUUACGGCAACGCCUACCCCGGCGCACCUUUGUCCCGCUCGCAAGGUGCAGGUUACGUCAACGAGCUCUUGGCUCGCUUGACCUCGGACCGUUCUUACGUCGACAAGGACACGACCCAAGUCAACCACACGCUCGAUUCGGACUCCAAGACCUUCCCGCUCGAUAAAAGUUCUACGCCGACGUCGGGUACAACAACCUCAUGCUAGCUGUAUUCGGGAUCCUAGGCUUUUUUCAAGACGAUCCCUUGAGCACGACCUUGCCCUGUCCCAUGAGGUCCUUCGUCUCGAGCAAGAUGGUGCCUUUUGCCGGGCGCAUGGUAGUGGAGAGUCUGGAUUGUAGUGGGGCGUUCGAGGGUGGAUACUGGGGCAAGAUCUUCAAGGGUCGUACCGAUUUUGUUCGUGUGAUGGUCAAUGAUCAGGCAAUGGAUCUCACUUCACUUUGCGGGCAGGUGAGUCGGGUCUUCAAGGCCGUUUCAAACGCUCGAGCGGAUCGUCUCAAGGAUCUCACACUAACUGAACUAUCUUUGAUGGUCAUGACAGUCCAAGGUGACCGAAAGAGGAACGUACUGCACGCGCUCGGCCUUUGUCGAAGCGCUCGCCAAAGCGAACGCAGUCGCAACCAAAGAAUUUGAGGGGUGUGGGUUCGGGAAAUGA